Emiliania huxleyi CCMP1516 is the source of this 1527-nucleotide messenger RNA. RefSeq lists its product as hypothetical. Bases 1 to 1527 code for a protein of 508 amino acids. Lineage: Eukaryota; Haptophyta; Isochrysidales; Noelaerhabdaceae. The transcript has 4 exons. The record is from RefSeq and is a predicted model, not a curated record.
AUGGGCGAGCACGCGUGCCGCAUCAAGCCCGCCCCGGGACAGAGCGGCUUUCGCGGAGAGACAUUAGCCUUCAACGGGGAGGUGACUCACCUGCCGGCGCCUCCCCUCCCUCGGCCGCCUCCGUCGCCACCGUCGCCACCGUCGCCGCCAUCGCCGCCGCCAUCACCGCCGUCGCCGCCACCACCGCCGCCGCCGCCGCCGCUGCCUCCCUCGCCACCGCCGCCGCCACCACCGCUGUCGCCGCCACCACCGCCAACUCCACCGCCACCGGACAGCCCGCUACCGCCGCCGCCCCCGCCGCCGCCGCCGUCGCCGCCUCUCUCGCCGCCGCCGACGCCGCCGCCAGGGGUGACACAGCCAAACCCACCGCCACCGAUGCCGCCCUGGCCGCCGGGGCAGCGGCCAGAGUCUCCCCAGCCCCCGCUACCGCCGCCGUCAUUGCCACCGCCCCCGCCGCCGCCGCCGUCGCCGCCUCUCUCGCCUCCAGCAACGCCGCCGACGCCGCCGCCGCCGAAGCCGCCGCCGACGCCGCCGCCUCUCUCGCCUCCAGCAACGCCGCCGCCGCCGCCGCCGCCGCCGCCGCCGCCGCCGCCGCCGCCGCUCGCCCCACCCCAACCCUUCUACGCCGACGGGACGGUGCGGACAAGGUACGAGACCGUGGCGCCCGUCCUCAAGGAGCUGGAGAAGGAGCUGGGCGCGCUGCUCCCUGAGCGGUGGGCCCAGAAGGUCGCCGAACACGGGAGCGCGGUGCGCGAGUGGAGCCUGCGCCCCCUCGGCGACUCGCUAAAGCUAAACUUGGACGACCGGAACCGGACAUCCACUCCGAGUGCUCUCCCCCCUCUCCUUCGCGAUCUCGCUAAAGCUAAACUUGGCCAAGCCAUCCUCGCCAGUUCCCCGCUGAAGUUGGCGCUGGGAGUAGCCGGGUGGCUCUUCCUGGCGCUCUGCUUCUACCGCUGCUGCUGCCGGCGGCGCGAGCCGCCUCACAAGCGGCUCGUGGAGCCCGACGAGGAGGAGGCGCGGGGCGGCAUGCCAAGUCCGCGGCCGAAGCGCCGCUCCAAUGCCGAGCUGGCGGAGCAGGUGGGGGAGCUGCAGCUUAGGAUGAAGGAGGUGGGGGAGCUGGUGCUGCGCUGCGCCUCGCCGACUCGCGGGUUCAAGCUCCUCGGCGACUUUUGGAUCUCCUCCACGAGAUCGGGCAUCGGGCUCGGCUUGACCUUGACCGAGCCGUCGAUGAUCUCGGCGCCGACCGGUCCGCCGACGCCUCGAGGUGAGGUUGGCCUAAACCUGACCGAGGCGUGCGCGGCGGGGGCGAUUGGUCCAUACACCUGGGACACCUCCACAAACGACCUGGCCGCCAUCUUUUCGGACGGCGACAGCUACGAGGCGAGCGUGGGCGCUUCUGCCGCCGUAGUAGUAGUCUCCACCCUCCGCGCCGCCGACGCGUGGGACGGCAUCUUUUGCGAGAGCGACAUCCUCGGCACCCUCGCCCCGUCUGCUCCCGGCACCGCGCACGCCCUCACCCGCUCUUAG